Coffea eugenioides is the source of this 844-nucleotide messenger RNA. RefSeq lists its product as uncharacterized. The record is from RefSeq and is a predicted model, not a curated record. Lineage: Eukaryota; Viridiplantae; Streptophyta; Magnoliopsida; Gentianales; Rubiaceae. Bases 9 to 299 code for a protein of 96 amino acids. The transcript has 3 exons.
UACUGGGAAUGAAACACCAGACUCAGAAAAGAAUGGCGGAAAAACUUGUGACAGCAAAAACAGAAGAAAAAGCAAAAGAAUUGGAAGAAGAAGCAAUGAAAGUGGAACUGAAAACCAAGGAGGAGCUGAAGCCCUGGGAGCAGCACUCUGCUGUGAUCACCAUUCCUCGUUUAGACUACAACACCCCUUUUCUCUCCUCAGUCAUUCCCACUCCGGAUUCCUCAUCACCUGCCUCAUCAAGAGGGAGAAGAGUGCAACAAAAGAAGCCAUGUCAAUUCUUGAAAAGCAGCUUUGGAUAAUUGUCUUUUAUUCAUACCUAAAGGGACUUGUAGAGGCAUGAGAUGUUGCACUCUUCUAGGGCCCAAAUAAUAAGUGGACAAUUUAGAGUUAGCUUAAAAUCUUGUGGCAGACAACUUGUUUGCAAUUGUUUUUGGAUAUAUUUACACCAGAAGCCAAGCGUUGCUGAGGCUUAUCACUAUGUGACAGAAAUGAAUGAGUUUCAGUUAUAUUUGAAGUCCUCUCCAAUGCCUGUAUCAUUUUUAUUUCUUGGACCGCUCUUGUUGCAAAAGGAAGACAAAUGAUGAACCAACUUGGAGAAUGGGGAGGUGUGCAUCUGGUGCUUGCAACAUUCUAUUCUUUUGACUUCACGGAGUUUUUAUAAAAGCUGUGUGCUGAAAUAGGGCUUCAAACUGAUGUUGAUAUAUUGAUACAUUAUGCGUUCCAUUCUUUUUUUAUGAAUGCCAUCAAUAUUCACGACUGAUGCAACCAAUGAAGAGUUUAAGGGAAGAGUAAAUUUUAAUAUUCUUGGGAACUUGGCUGAAGAUCCAAUUUACCCACUUUGAAG